This is a messenger RNA of Pseudomyrmex gracilis, 4221 nucleotides long. Its product is annotated as G patch domain-containing protein 1 homolog. The transcript has 3 exons. Bases 442 to 3282 code for a protein of 946 amino acids. The record is from RefSeq and is a predicted model, not a curated record. Gene Ontology annotation, cellular component: nucleus. Gene Ontology annotation, molecular function: RNA binding. Gene Ontology annotation, biological process: mRNA processing. NCBI's taxonomy places the organism in Eukaryota, Metazoa, Arthropoda, Insecta, Hymenoptera, Formicidae.
UUAAGUCGAUGGAAACCUGUCAAAUUGCGCUUAUCUCACUUUCCCUACCCGAGAGUGCAUCUCCGAGUGUCAUUUAUCUUUGUUUCGUAUCUGGUGGCUGAUAAGGAUAAAGUAUAUCCCGGGUGAGGAAUCGGAACAUAGUAGCCUAGACUGCUUUCGGAGUAGUGAAACCAGCCAGCGGCUGUAUCAGUCGAGAGAGUCGUAAGUCGUAAGACAGUACAAAUGGGAUGACUGUUUUCUGGCUUCUUUCUGGUGUUGCGUAAUGAAACCAAACGUGUCAUGCAGGGUUAUGUUUAUACUUUUCUAACCUCAAAUGCAUUGUUCGACCGUGCGUAUGUUCAAAUACGUCAACAAUAAUUUACAAAAUUUGAGAAAACUCUCUAUGUUUCUACAUAAAGAUAUCAUAUUGUAAAAAUUGCAUUUGCAAUUUUUAUUCAAAAAAUGAGCGAUUCCGACGAGGAUAAUUACGCGACGUUCGGUGUUCCUCUGGAUCCUUUAGACGAAGAGAAUAUUCCACGAAAGAAACCUGUCACAAUUGAGGAUCAAUAUGCCUACGACGCUCAAGGUAGACGUAGGUUUCACGGAGCGUUUACAGGUGGCUUUUCGGCAGGAUACUUCAACACUGUUGGCACUCGCGAUGGCUGGAGGCCACAGCAAUUCACAUCUUCCAGAAGCAGCAAGGCAGACUCUAUUGUUCAACGGCCUGAAGACUUUAUGGAUGAAGAAGAUACAAGUCUCUUUGGAAUUGCUCCUAAAGGAAUUCGAGCUACUAGUGAUUAUGCUGAUCAUGAAGAGAGAGGAAAGAAGAGAGAGAGAAUAAGUCAAGAUAAUAACGGUCCUAUUCCUGGUACUCCUGUUCUAAAAGAACUUCUAAAACCUGUCAAAGAAACCAUUGGUAUUGUUUUACUCAAAAAGAUGGGUUGGAAACCUGGCCAGGGUGUAGGUUCUAGACUCACAAAGAAAGAAAAGCGUAAGAUAAGACAACGCAAUGAAAAAUUAAAACUGGCGCAAGAGAAUUCUGAAGUGAUGGCAAGCAAUUCUGAAGACUCGGAUGAUGAUUCUACCAAUAUUACUUUUGCACCUGAUGACUACGAACCGUUUACUUGCAAACCAAAAGACAAUUAUUUUGGUAUCGGCUAUUCGGGUUUAGAUAGACGAAAAAUUCUUUCCAGUCAUAUUAAUUUAUUUGACACUCCGGCAUUUUGCAUACAAGAUAAAAACAAGAAAUUGUCCAUUCGUGGUCAGGCGUUCGGAGUUGGCGCAUUCGAAGCCGAUGAUGAAAACAUAUAUGAGAAAGAAGAUAUGUCGCGUUACGACUUUGCUUUGGGUCCCGAGCGUAAGACGAAGACGAGAUGGUCUCAGGAUGGUGGUUCGAGUAGUUCGCAACCCAAUUGCCUGGAAGGUUUUGUUCGCGCGAAAGAGAGAUUAGAGAGUAAGAAAGUUUUCAAACCGCCUGAAUUGCCGAAAGAUUUUACGCCGAUGCAUGUUGUUCGAAAAAGCAGAUUCUAUCCGCCUAUCGCAGCUCCAAUGGAAACUAACAAACGAAGGGAACCAUUAAAUGCAAUGGAUAGAGCGCGGAUUUUAGAAGAUCCCAACGAUCAUUCGAACAAGCCGCCAUCAACUAUGUCCGUUGCUUCAAAUAUCAUUUCGAAAACGUUGAAUUUGCACGGCAAACAACAAGUUGAAGAAAGAAAAAAAUUACAGAGUCAACAGUCGGCGACGAGCAACUCUUGGCUGGAUAAAUUAAAUGCGCAAAACUUUAUUAAAGGCGGUGUCGUCGGUUCUGAACAGAGCGGUAGUUUGAAGACAUUAGAAAGUUUCAAAGAAUCUGUUUCCGCGGUUGAGCAAUCGGACACGGAUAAAUCGGUGAGGAAUGACGAUUUGUCGAGUAAAAGCGAAACAAAUAAAUUAUUUUUGUCUGAUCCGGAUAAACAAAAACGGUUUGAGCAGUAUCUCACCUUUUUGAAGAACGACGAAAGCAACAAGCUCGAGUCCAUUCAACCACUUUCAAUGACCGAAUGGGAUAGAGAUCAAGAACGAACGGAAUUUGAACAAGCGGCGAAACUCGCACGGUCAAAUAACUACAUGGCAGAUACGUUUGUACAUAGCGCCGAUUCUGUGGAUAAAGCGGAUCCGGAAAAAGAUAAGAAAGAAGCGGUGAGAUUGAAGAUGUUCGGCAAGCUUACGCGAAAACGAAGCGAAUGGAAACCGGCGAGUAUAGUUUGCAAGAGAUUUAAUAUUCCCGAACCGAAAGUCGGUUGUGCCACAGUCGAGACGGAACGGAAAUCGGCGAAAUUCUCCGUCUUCGAUUCUCUGGACUGGUGCAACUCGUCCAAGUUUACGAAAGCCACGGAUAAGACGCAGAUCGAAGAAAUCCCGCAAACGUCGAAGAAAUCGGAAGAAAAUACAAACAAAGAGAUUCCCAAUGCUUACACUGAUGGUAUUCCUAACGUCUAUCAAAUCUCCGAACCUGUUUCCGAGAAAUUUAGGAUAUUCGAAGUUUCUUACGAGAAAGUUUUUGGAAAGGGCAUUCAGAGUACUUCUUCUGUAAUGUCAAAAGAUAUUGUACAAGAUGUUGGCGAUGAUAACGAAUUAAAGAAUGAGAGAGACCAGGAAGCGGAAAACAAACAAGCGACUUCCAAAGAGCCAGAGAGUGCGUUAAAAGAUCAAUCGGAAGAGAAGAAGGAUUUGUUCAAGGCGAUUUUUUUGAGCAGCAGUGAGGAUUCUGACAGCGAAUCGGAAGAAAAAGUCGACAGCGAAACGUUAAAAUCGGUUUUAAUCGGCAUUAAAGAUCCAAAAGAGAUCAAUACGCAGCGAAACACGUCACCACCACGAGGUAUCUUUGCAAAGGUGGAUCUUGACAGUUUGGUAACGCAACCGAAACGCGUCAACGAUGAAAAUAAUACGUCCAAGAUUUCGGAAACCAAUUUGUCAACAAGCGACAGUUCGUCACAGAAUGUUGCAACGAAUUGUGAAAACAAUGACAACACCACCGCAAUACCACCGGAUAUGUACGGUCCGGUUCUGCCGGAAAGAUUGUUGAAACAGGACAGCGUUGCGACCACGACAGAAGAACCUGGCGGUACGAAUCAGUCGCUAAAACCGAUAUUCCGUAGUAUUGUAGUGUCGAAGAUUACGGAGGAUACGAGGCUGGGUGGAAAAUGGGUUGAGCGAGACAUAACGAAGAAGUCGAAGAAAGAAAAGAAGAAGCACAAACACAAGGAUCGCAAAAGUCCGAAACACAAAAAAAAGUCGAAGAAGGAGAAACGUUCGAAACAUUAAUCUCUUAAUUUGUAAUUCAAACGUUAUUGCGUGUACAUGAAUUUAUAAUCCGUGUAAUUAAAAUAUUUAAUGCAAUUGUAAUGUAAUGCUUGUGAAAAAAAUAAUGUAAGUGUGUACAUAAAGACGCGUUCGAGAGAUCGAGAGUAUAUAUCUAUUCCGCAUAUCAUUUAAACACUUGUUUUUUUUUUUUUUUUUUUCAAAGUUACGAUAUGUAGAUUGAUAGUGCACGAAUUUUCACUUUUGAUUUACUCUUGAUGAGAAUAAAAGUUAUGAUUAUAAAAAUCUUUAUUUACAGUAAGAGCUCGAUUGAAAUCUGUCGAUUCUCUCGUAACUACUAGAAUAUCGGAAACUUCGUUUGUAAUAUGCGAAGAAGAAACCUUCGUAUAAAAGUUGUCCUUAAAUCGAGCUUUUACCGUAAUGGAACUCAAAUAAAUUGAUUUUCAUUUUCAUUAAAAUGAAGUUUGUACAUAUUUUACGCAAUAUUUUUUUCAACAGUUGUGUUUAUUGCACGUAAUAUGCUUUUACACACAUUCAUAUGAUCACGCACGAGUUGUUUUCGACUUUGUGCGCUUUUUUUUGUGAAAAAAAUGCGUGAGCGAAUGCAUUAAAUAGGAGAAGGGAGGGGGGGAAACUACUUUCAGAGUGUGAAUAUUACAAUGCAAAUCGUGAUCUAAAGUUUUUGGUCAAUCCAUUGUGUGUGGUACGCGGGGAUACACACAUGUAUAUGUAUUAUAAUCUACUCUGCGAAAAUAUGUUUAAAUGUAUGUUUAAACGUAACAUAUUUUGGCGUUAACCGCAAUGCACGUUCUGCAUAAUUUCACAUGUGCGCAGUUUCGUGUGGUGUGAUGAAUGAGAAUCUCUUGCCGCCAACGUUUGUAUAUAUUCUCUUUUACAUACGUAUUUAAGUGCGAAUUUUUGAGCAGUCCGCCUUUUUACAGU